GGGAGGGAGCGGGGCACGUAGGCGCGCGGGGCGAAGGCGUAAUCAUCAUCGGCGGCGGCCGCGCGCGGGGGCUCGGCUCUUCUGAGCGCGAGGAGGACAGGCCAGUGUGGGACUGAAGGGAGAAGGGGAGGGGCAGGAGCAGGCGCGCGCGUGUGCCCAAGGCGCGAGGACAGAGAAAGAGAGAGAGGGGGGGAGACAGAGAGAGAGAGAGAGGGAAGACACGCUGACAGAGUUGAGGUGCGUGCCUUCCUGCCUUGCGGUCUGUGGGACUAGACGCCGGGGCAAAGCGAAGGAGGAAGGAAGGAAGGAAGGGGGAGGGGUGACAGAGAGUGAGGGGGGAGAGGAGCGACUGCUGCAACAGCCAAUUAGAAGGCAGGGCUGAGGUGUUCCCCCACCAAUCGGGGCGAGGGGGUGUUACCUGUGAGAGCCCGCCGGCCAAUCGGACGAGCGGCAUCCGCGGCCGGAGCCGGAGCCGCGCGCCAAUCGCUGGCCAGGAAGCACCCGCGAACGCGGAGCCGGGGAUGUCCUACAAGCCUAUCGCGCCCGCCCCCGCCAGCUCCGGAGCCGCCGGCACGAGCAGCAGCAGCAGCAGCGCCAGCCCCGCCCCCGGAGCCCCGCCGCUCGCCACGAGUGUCCCAUCCCCAUCUGGAUCUGUCCCUGGAGCAUCGGCCUCCUUCCGCCCUCUCUUCAACGAUUUUGGCCCUCCAUCAAUGGGCUACGUGCAGGCUAUGAAGCCACCAGGUGCCCAAGGCUCCCAGAGCACGUACACGGACUUGCUUUCUGUCAUCGAGGAGAUGGGCAAGGAGAUCCGACCCACCUAUGCAGGCAGCAAGAGUGCUAUGGAGCGGCUGAAACGAGGGAUCAUACAUGCUCGGGCCCUGGUAAGGGAGUGUCUAGCAGAGACAGAGCGUAAUGCCCGUACGUAACAGUUGCUUUCUCUUGGCACUGCCCUGGGAGAGGAGGACCUUGGCUCUUUCCUGCCGAUCCACAUUUGGUUCUCCCCUGCCCUUUCAAAUCUUUCCAACCAAUCAGUCUCUCACUCCUAGGAUGGUGAUCACCUUCAAAGACCUUUAUGACAAUUGGCACCUGAAGAAGCUUCUAUUGCAUCACAGAACUUCCCACCGAUUAGCACUCUGGGAAUGCACCUUUCAAUCAACCAGUGAGAAUAAGGGCUGGUGGCAAGUCUUGUGUCUUUAUAAAAAAAAUUCGGGGUUUUUUUUAAAUAAAAGGAAGGCUUUGGAAUUUGGA
Molecule: messenger RNA, 1248 nt
Organism: Anolis sagrei ordinatus
Lineage: Eukaryota; Metazoa; Chordata; Lepidosauria; Squamata; Anolidae
Gene: CDK2AP2
Product: cyclin dependent kinase 2 associated protein 2
Biological process (GO): regulation of microtubule cytoskeleton organization; negative regulation of G1/S transition of mitotic cell cycle
Cellular component (GO): nucleus; microtubule; cytoplasm
Source: RefSeq, a predicted model, not a curated record